GCUGAAAUGGCCGAGGCAUGUUUUGCGAUGGAGACGUCAAAUUGAUGGCCCCAGGCAACUGAAGUGUGCAGGGAACAGCGGUCCAUGAUGCCACUUCGUUCAUCCAAACCUCUCACUCCCAGAAAGCAGGACGGAGCAAUCAAAUCAGACGACGCAAUUCAGGUCAAAGUGUCCAACUUGCGCGUGGAGCCGUCAUCACCACUUCUGAACCUCAACACCACCAAUCCAUCAUAGCCUUGCGAUCCACGCCCACACCUCUUGUUCAGCUGGCAUUGCUUCAUUUUUAUUGUUAUUGUUAGAUAUCUUGUACAUCAUUGUUACCGUUCAGCCGCAUUCGCUUUCGUCGAUUAUUUCGCGCCCGAUCAACCUGGGAGCCAAUAUUGUACGACAAUCACAUAGCCACACAUAAACGUAACCGCAUUUCAUCAUGGCAGGAGGGUUAAUGAACUCGAUACAUGCCCCAAAGGCACAUCAACCACCGCCAUCCUCAUCGCCGCCGCCAUCUCAUUCGCACCAUUCCCAUCAUGAUGAAGGCGACUCUUUCCACGAUGGACCAGGUCCAAAGUCCAAGAAGCACCGCCCACCACGCAAAAAGCAGCUCAUGAAAUACAUUCCCAAGUCCGAUCCAGAACCUCAGCAACAGUCACCACCACCGCCUUCUCCACCAGUUCCGGCAGCAGCACCCGUGAAUCCUCCGUCUCCACCAAGGGCCCAAGUAUCCCCUCAACUACAGCCGCAGGCCGGGGCUCAACGAAAACCCUCUGUGGUCGCCCCCAGUCCUCCACCUCCCAUCACCACUACCUCCAUCCCCAUCAGGACCACCACCAGCAACACCUCCCCGACCCCCAAAUCCCCGGUCCGCGUUAGCCCCUCCGCCAAACACGAAUUGAUCCGCUACACCAAGAUCGUCCGCCGCCUCAAAUGGAAGCUCCCCUUCCUGGCCUCCGGCUACGCCCUCGCGCUUAAGGGCCGCAACCCCAAGCAUGGCGACGCCGUGAUCAGCGGUGGCGUGCUCAACGAGGGGGAGAUCAUGUUCAAGCUCGAUUUCUUCGAGUACUACAUGCUCAUCGAGCGCGCGCUGGUCCAUCUGCUGGGCGUGUUUGGGAUUACGGUUAGUGGAAAUGGGAUUCAGGGGAAGGGGUUGGCGGGGAGUCGGUUUAAUCAGCACGGAGGAGGAGGGAGCCGGGCAGGCAGCCGUGGGGGAAGUCCUAAGGAGGGUUCACCUAAUCGGGCUGCUGCAGGGGGGGGAGGGGCUGGGGCUGGGGCUGGGGGAGAGGGUGCUGCUGCUGCUGCUGCUGCUGCUGCUGGGGGAAAUGGGAGUGGAAAGUUUCAGCAUCGGUAUCACGCUCAUGUUCUGGAAGCGUUUGAUUCCCCUGUUCAUCCGUUGCAUGAUAUCCUGGGCAAGGGCGAAGUGCGCAAGCAACUGCAGCGGGCAAAAGACUUGCGGAACCGAUGGAAGACGGCCGACUCGGAGGCCGAGGAGAAGGAGCGGGUCAAGUUGACGGCCCCGUUGGAGAGUUAUGACGUGGAAAAGAUGCUCGAGACAAUCUUCCAAGGGUUCGAUGCGGCCUUCUUGAUUGCCGAGUGGCAUGUUCGGGACAAGGAGGGUGGUUUGGAGAAGGGUGCGCAGUCGUCGCUGAACUGGGCAGAUGAUGAUGAUGAGGACGGCGAUGCGACCAUGAUGGACUGGGCGGCGCAGGAGGCGGAUCAGUGGGAGUUCAUGGUGGAUGCUAUGGAUUGGGAAGCUGUCUGA
Neurospora hispaniola is the source of this 1753-nucleotide messenger RNA. RefSeq lists its product as uncharacterized. Bases 428 to 1753 code for a protein of 441 amino acids. The record is from RefSeq and is a predicted model, not a curated record. NCBI's taxonomy places the organism in Eukaryota, Fungi, Ascomycota, Sordariomycetes, Sordariales, Sordariaceae. The transcript has 2 exons.